CAAUCAGUAGUGUACGAAUCCUCAGGUAGUUUGCGACUCAAAUAGAAUUAUAGUCCUUAGAAUAGCUUCAGUUUUCAAACUGCUGUCGUCCGUUAACCGUCGAAUGCUCUUCAAAUUCAUUAUUUCUAAAUACUUGUUAAAAUACUAAAACUUAAUUAAUUUGAAAAAAAGACAUAUUUUAUGCAUUUUUAAUAACAAAUUCCUCAGUUAAAAAUUGUGUUGCAAAAGUGCCAAAGAAGGAGAUACAAAUUUAGAAAAAAAAAACUUAAAAAAGUGUAAUUCAAUAUAAAUAUUAUUUUUUAAACUUAUUUUUUGUAAAAUAAAAAUAACUUUAAGAAAUUACUAAAAAUGGCUUAUACCUGGGAAAAUCGUGUUGACUUCGUUGUCCGUUACAUGUAUGACAUCGACAACAAUGGCUAUCUCGACCAGAAGGAUUUCGAAUGUAUGGCUGUUCGGGCGUGUGUCAUCGAGGGCAAAGGCGACUGCAACGCCAAUCGGUUGGCGGAAUACCAGCAUAUCAUGAAGAACUUAUGGGAGGAAUUAUCGGAUUUAGCCGAUUUUGACAAGGAUGGUAAAAUUUCAACUGCCGAAUUCAAAGAUGCUGUCCAAAAAACCUGCGUUGGAAAAAAAUACGAUGAAUUUCCACAAGCAAUGAAAGCAUUUAUUGAAGCCAAUUUCAAAAUGCUUGACAUCAAUAGUGAUGGAAUUAUUGGUAUUGAAGAAUACCGUUAUAACUGCAUUACAAGAAUAGCUGUCGAUGAUGUAGCAUCAAUUGAUAAAGCAUUCGAAAGCCUUUUAAGCGAUGAUGAUCGUAAACGUGGCGGGCUUAAUGUUACCAGAUAUAAGGAACUUUACAGCCAAUUCUUGGGAAAUCCCGGUGCUGACCAUCCAGCUGUUUAUCUAUUUGGGCCUUUAUAAAAUGUUUAAAUAAAAUUCAACUGAAAACCUUUUUAAAUGUCUUCACUAUUGGACAACAAUUUAUUAUAAGAAAUCUAUGUAAAAUUGAUGAAAUAAUACAAAAAUAAAAAUAUGAAUUAAAUGACUACAGAAAUGUCAAUAAAUAAAAGUUCCAAGUGCAAUCGGACCCGAAGGUGUUUUUAAACUGACAUACUGACAUUUCUAUUAGCCGCAUUAAAAAUUAAUAUAAUAAUAUAACUGUUGUUAGGUUCCAAGUAAUAAAAUUAUUUUAGAAAUUAUAUUAAUAUUUAUAUGAAAAAAGUAAAAAAAAAAAACAUUUUUAUGCUUAUAGUUUAUGUAUUUAAAAAUCAACGAAUAUGUUAACGAAAUUACACUCUUUAAAAAAAAACUUAACGCACUUUUUUUCGUUAAAAUUUAAAUCUGUCAAAUGAUAUAAAUACUACCUUACUUUUGUUUUAAAUGUUUUGUUAACUAAACUAUUUUAAAUAGAAGUAUAUUUUUGUUUGUAAUAAAAAAUAUAUAAAACAACAAAUAAUAUUUAUACUGUCAUGUGUCUGUGAAAAUGUUGUAUGGUAUUCAAAUAAUCCUUAUCUAGGUGUAAUAUAAUAAAAUACAUAAACAACUAAAUUUUGUUUCGUAAUUCAUUUACUCAUUGUUUAAUAAUUUUUUAAAUAUUGUUACGUUAUUGUUAAAUAUAUUUAUGUUAUGUUUUCUAAUACAGUUACAGUCGGAAAUUAUUUAAAAAUACUUUUAUUUUGUAUUUGGUUAACACGAAGGAAUAAUGACCAAUAAAUAAUGUUCUGAAAAAUAACAUUAGAAAAACUUAAGUAAAUAACUUUGAAGUUCCUUUGUAAAAUUUAAUAUUUAUAAAAAAAAUUAUUAUUUCCAUUUAAUAAAAAAAAAACAAAAACAUUGAAAUGCACCAGAAAAAUAAUAGAAAAUGUUAAAACUUAAACAUAAAGUAAAUAAAUAAAUAUGUUGUAAUAAAUAUUUGAUUGAAAUGUUAAAUAAAACAUUUACAUAUUUGUGUAACGCUGAAUAAAA
Eupeodes corollae is the source of this 1962-nucleotide messenger RNA. RefSeq names its product sarcoplasmic calcium-binding protein, alpha chain (gene Scp1). The transcript is spliced from 5 exons. The coding region runs from base 349 to 918 and encodes 189 amino acids. Gene Ontology annotation, molecular function: calcium ion binding. The record is from RefSeq and is a predicted model, not a curated record. NCBI's taxonomy places the organism in Eukaryota, Metazoa, Arthropoda, Insecta, Diptera, Syrphidae.